CCCUCUGUCUCCCCCCCUUGCCGGGCUGUGGGUGAACCUGCAGGCUCCUUACCCACCCGGAGGACUUUUGAAAGGAAACCAGGGAGGGAGGGAAAGGGAGAGGGGGAGAAAACGAAGGGGAGCUCGUCCAUCCAUUGAAGCACAGUUCACUAUGAUCUCACUCAUAUUCAGCACUGGAAGACGGUUGGAUUUCGUGCAUCAUUCGGGGGUAUUUUACUUGCAAACCUUGCUUUGGAUUUUAUGUGCUACCGUCUGCGGAACGGAGCAGUAUUUCAAUGUGGAGGUUUGGUUACAGAAGUACGGCUACCUUCCACCGACUGACCCCAGAAUGUCGGUGUUGCGCUCUGCAGAGACCAUGCAGUCUGCCUUAGCUGCCAUGCAGCAGUUCUACGGCAUUAACAUGACAGGAAAAGUGGACCGAAACACAAUUGACUGGAUGAAGAAGCCUCGAUGUGGUGUACCUGACCAGACAAGAGGUAGCUCCAAAUUUAAUAUUCGUCGAAAGCGGUAUGCGUUAACAGGACAGAAGUGGCAGCACAAACACAUCACUUACAGUAUAAAGAACGUAACUCCCAAAGUAGGAGACCCUGAAACCCGUAAAGCUAUUCGUCGUGCCUUUGACGUGUGGCAGAAUGUAACUCCUCUGACGUUUGAAGAAGUUCCCUACAGUGAAUUAGAAAAUGGCAAACGUGAUGUGGAUAUAACCAUCAUUUUUGCAUCUGGCUUUCAUGGAGACAGUUCUCCCUUUGAUGGAGAGGGAGGGUUUUUGGCACAUGCCUAUUUCCCUGGACCAGGAAUUGGGGGAGAUACUCAUUUUGACUCAGAUGAGCCAUGGACACUAGGAAAUCCUAAUCAUGAUGGAAAUGACUUAUUUCUUGUAGCAGUUCAUGAACUGGGACAUGCUCUGGGACUGGAGCAUUCCAAUGACCCUACUGCCAUCAUGGCUCCAUUUUACCAGUACAUGGAAACUGACAACUUCAAACUACCUAAUGAUGAUUUGCAGGGAAUCCAGAAAAUAUAUGGUCCACCUGACAAGAUUCCUCCACCAACAAGACCUCUACCGACAGUGCCCCCACACCGCUCUAAUCCUCCAGCUGACCCAAGGAAGAAUGACCGGCCCAAACCUCCCCGGCCUCCCACUGGCAGACCUUCCUAUCCUGGAGCCAAACCCAACAUCUGUGAUGGGAACUUUAACACUCUAGCUAUUCUUCGCCGUGAGAUGUUUGUUUUCAAGGACCAGUGGUUUUGGCGAGUGAGAAACAACAGGGUGAUGGAUGGAUACCCCAUGCAAAUUACUUACUUCUGGCGGGGCUUGCCUCCUAGUAUCGAUGCAGUUUAUGAAAACAGUGAUGGGAAUUUUGUCUUCUUUAAAGGUAACAAAUAUUGGGUGUUCAAGGACACGACUCUUCAACCUGGUUACCCUCAUGACUUGAUUACUCUUGGAAGCGGAAUUCCCCCUCAUGGUAUUGAUUCAGCCAUUUGGUGGGAGGACGUUGGGAAAACCUAUUUCUUCAAGGGGGACAGGUAUUGGAGAUAUAGUGAAGAAAUGAAAACCAUGGAUCCUGGUUAUCCCAAACCAAUCACAGUCUGGAAAGGUAUCCCCGAAUCUCCUCAGGGAGCCUUUGUGCACAAAGAAAAUGGCUUUACGUAUUUCUACAAAGGAAAGGAGUAUUGGAAAUUCAACAACCAGAUACUCAAGGUAGAACCUGGAUAUCCCAGAUCCAUCCUCAAGGAUUUUAUGGGCUGUGAUGGACCAACAGACAGAGAUAAAGAAGGACACAGCCCACCAGAUGAUGUAGACAUUGUCAUCAAACUGGACAACACAGCCAGCACUGUGAAAGCCAUAGCAAUUGUCAUUCCCUGCAUCUUGGCCUUAUGCCUCCUUGUAUUGGUUUACACUGUGUUCCAGUUCAAGAGGAAAGGAACACCCCGCCACAUACUGUACUGUAAACGCUCUAUGCAAGAGUGGGUGUGAUGUAGGGUUUUUUCCUUUCUUUCUUUUCUAGGAGUUUGUGAUAACUUGAGAUUCAAGACAAGAGCUGUUAUGCUGUUUCCUAGCUAGGAGCAGGCUUGUGGCAGCCUGAUUUGGGGCUGACCUUUCAAACCCAGAGGGUUGCUGGUCCUGCACAUGAAUGGAAACGCACUCAUGGGGAAGCUUCCAUGAUGCACAGUACCUGCCGUUUUUCAGUCCUUUGUCUUUUUUUGUCAUUCAGUUCUAGGCCUUUCCUCUGCACGCUCAAUGCCCAGUAAAUUUUCAGGAUUACCUAAAGAGAAAAGAGAAGACAAGAUUCUUCUUAAAGGUUUCUCAUAUGUUUUUUCUGAUGUCUGAGCCCAUUUCUGGGGGAAAAAAAAGCAAAACAGAAAACCCACAAAUUUUUGUUUUACAGCAAGGAAUAAGAAAAUGUUAAUAAAAAACCCACAAUUGAACGUUCAGGAAAGUGUGAAGACCCAAAACAGCUUUGUCUCCAAAGAAGAUAGCUCUCUGACUGCUAUGGACAGUCUCCUACGCUUCGUUUUUUUGGGUGGGAGACCUGGAAUACAGAUGUAGGACUUUAGACUGUUGGGACAGCCAUUUUCCAACAAACAAGGGGCCAAAAUAUCUGCAAUAUUGUAACAGCCUUAAUACUACAUCCAUUUUUCGUUUUAUACAGCUGUUCUCAGCUAUGUUCUCAAUGUUUCAUCACAUUUAUAUUCACAACUAUAUUCAAAUGGGACCUUUUAAUUGUUUUGAAGUGUUUCUAAACCCCUUCCUGCCACCUUACCCCUAUAUCAUUGUGAUAAUCUCCCCAAGUUGUAUUAGGCCACUGCCCCAGGCCUUCCAUGGGUCUGUCAGGAAUAUCCAUUAUAAGUGGAGCAAAAAGCAGUAUGUCUUUAAAGUGGUUUAAAGUGACAGUUAUUUUAUAAGGAUAUGUGACACUAGUAAUACACUGGUGUAACCCUUUGAGAACUAUCAAAUCAGCUUUCAGAGUCUUAGGAUCUGAUAAAUUAUUGAACUGGGCAAUGGUAAAAACAGGCACAGGUUCAAGAAGUUCAGGUUUUUAAAACAGAUAUCCUAUAACCCCAUUUAAUGCUUAAGGCAUUCACACUACUACAUAAAUGCAUUUAUAACAAACAGAAAUGCUGUUACUUGCCAAAAAUUUUCUGGCAAAUAAAAAGGUAUUUUAUU
This is a messenger RNA of Physeter macrocephalus (sperm whale), 3166 nucleotides long. RefSeq names its product matrix metallopeptidase 16 (gene MMP16). Gene Ontology annotation, molecular function: zinc ion binding; metalloendopeptidase activity. NCBI's taxonomy places the organism in Eukaryota, Metazoa, Chordata, Mammalia, Artiodactyla, Physeteridae. The record is from RefSeq and is a predicted model, not a curated record. Gene Ontology annotation, biological process: extracellular matrix organization; proteolysis; collagen catabolic process. Gene Ontology annotation, cellular component: extracellular matrix; plasma membrane. The coding region runs from base 152 to 1975 and encodes 607 amino acids. The transcript is spliced from 10 exons.